UUCAGCAACAACUUCUAUUUCGUUCUUCUCACAAGUCAAGACGUUGUUAAAACCACACUUCGCAACCGCCGUCGUUGUCGUUUUCCUCCGCCGUCUCGGCCUCUGCCGCCGGCUCCUCCUCCGCCUCCGCAGUCUUUAGGUUUCGCUUCGACUAUAAGCAAUGCCGGCACAGAAGCGUUCUUUCGAAGAAGCUCUCGAAGAGAAUGAAGAGUCUGAGAAUGAGAUAAACAACACUUCGCAACCUAACGAUGAACUCGAAUCGGAUCAAAGACAUUCAUCUGAAAACGAAGAAGAUGAAGAUGAGGAAGAAGAUGAAGAUGAUGACGAAGAAUAUGUGGCUAUAAAAUUGUCAGAUGUACGCAAGGAAGUUCAGUGUCCUAUCUGCCUCGGCAUCAUUCGAAAAACAAGAACCGUAAUGGAGUGCUUGCAUCGCUUUUGCAGAGAGUGCAUAGACAAAUCCAUGCGUCUAGGUAACAAUGAAUGUCCUGCUUGCCGAACACAUUGUGCUAGCCGACGCUCACUGAGAGACGACCCAAACUAUGAUGCUUUGAUUGCUGCUAUCUAUCCAGAUAUUGACAAGUAUGAGGAAGAGGAAUUGGCUUUGCAUGAGGAUGAGAUGACUCGGCAUAAGCAGUUCCAAGCAUCCAUUGCUCAAACGCUACAACGGCAAUCAGAAGCAUUGAGUAAGAAACGAAAUGCCAAAGCAACAGCAGCGGCUUUUAUGAGGAGAUCAAAAGGAAACUAUCGAACUUCACAUCUGAGGCGUCGAAGAAACAUUAGAAAUGCUGGCGACUUUCAGGUAUCAAGUGACAACAAUGGUAUGAAUGAUAAUGAUGGGGAAAAGGACUCAUCUUCAGACGACGGACAGACAGAAACCCAGCCAAGAAGAUGCAAAAAAGGCGCUGAACAAGAAACUCAAUUUCCUCGGCAUUCUGCCUCUACUGAUCCAGAUGGAAUUGGUGAUGAAACUCCUCCAGAAGUACAUAGAGAAAUCAUAAGUGCAUCUGGUACACUUUCCUGGGGGAAAAAUGGUCACCGGAGUCACAGCCGCGUCAAUGGAAAGAAUGCAAAAAACAACCGCAUCUCCAAAUUGGUUGAACAUCUCAGUAGCUUGGCAGCAAAUGGUUAUGAGCUGCCUGUCUUUCUCAAGCUUGUCUCGUUUGAUGAGCAAAGACUGCCAAAUUUGGAGGAGUCAUGCAUUACUUGCAAGCCUACUAUGUCAGUCAAGGAACUUUGCAAGCAUGUUGCAAAUGAAACUGCACUGCCUGCCAAUGAAGUUGAAUUGUUGUUGGUACUAAAGCCACGAGCGAGCAUUGUAGGAGGUGAAAGUACCAUUGGUCCAGACAGAGAUAAUUUACGUGUUCUAGAAGACCAAGAAACAUUGGCUGAAUUGCUGGGAGAUUAUGAAAAUACCAGCUAUGGUUAUCUGGUCAUGGCUUACAAGAGGAAGUUGCAGAAUUCAGACAUUGUUGGGUUAAGCUGAAUGAUGAACAGUCACCCAAAUCCUUCUUUGCCAAGCUCUCAAUUGUACAGAGCUCUAAAAUAUCUCUGUUUUAUUGUAUUCUUUAUUUUAAUACUUUCCCCAAAUUACAGAAAAAGGGGGUGAACCCUAUUUGUUAAGUGCACGGUAAAUUAGAACCACAUGUGUGCAUUUGCCAAAAUGCAGGUUUCUGGGUAGCCGUAUUUAUACCCUGAAAUUGUGUUCACUGUUUAGUAAUCUUUAAAUGUGACCACAAUUGGCUUAUGUUUA
Medicago truncatula (barrel medic) is the source of this 1750-nucleotide messenger RNA. Its product is annotated as putative E3 ubiquitin-protein ligase RING1a. The record is from RefSeq and is a predicted model, not a curated record. NCBI's taxonomy places the organism in Eukaryota, Viridiplantae, Streptophyta, Magnoliopsida, Fabales, Fabaceae. The coding region runs from base 161 to 1483 and encodes 440 amino acids. The transcript has 10 exons.